Molecule: messenger RNA, 726 nt
Organism: Lathyrus oleraceus (garden pea)
Lineage: Eukaryota; Viridiplantae; Streptophyta; Magnoliopsida; Fabales; Fabaceae
Exons: 3
Coding region: 1-726 (241 amino acids)
Source: RefSeq, a predicted model, not a curated record
AUGGCGCCUCUUGUAGAUAUGCUAAGAAUGGUUGAUUACGAAAGAAAACCCGCAAUGAGUUACACAUAUGCCGCAAUUGGGGUAGCCAAAGAAUCAAUUGAAAAAGCUUUUAAUUCAAAUUCAAGCAAGUAUAAAGCCAUAUUUGACAUCAUUGAUAAAAGAUGGGAGUGUCAACUUCAUCAUCCAUUACAUUCUGCAGGUUACUAUCUUAAUCCUGAAUAUUAUUAUGAGAAACCAGAAAUUGAGAAUGAUCUUAAAUUGGUGAGAGGCCUCCGUAAAUGCAUUGAGACACUUAGUGAAAGUGAUGAAGUGGAAGACAAAAUUUCAGUCCAAUUGGCACAGUACAAGGGUGCUACAGGUGUCUUUGGUAUAAGAGCGAUAAUUAGACAAAGGAUGACAUUAGCUCCAGCUGAAUGGUGGAAGUCUUAUGGAGCUGAAAGUCCUGAUUUGCAAUUGUUUGCUGUUAAAAUUCAUUCCAAUAAGCGAAAUAAGUUGGAGCAUCAAAGGUUGCAAGACUUCAUAAAGUAUAACCAAGCAUUGGUUGAAAGAUUUGAAAUUUGGGACAAGAUUCAUCCUAUGGAAUUUGGUGAAAUUAAUUAUCACACUCAAUGGUUGGUGGAAGAGAUGGGAGAGAUGGGAGAAGAUGGUGAACCUUUACAAGUCGAUUUGGUUCAUGAAGAUGAUGAUUUAACUUGGGCACAAGUUACCGAAGCAAGUGGGGGUUAA